This is a messenger RNA of Gadus morhua (Atlantic cod), 5911 nucleotides long. It is a transcript of the gene cntn4, whose product is annotated as contactin 4. Bases 432 to 3530 code for a protein of 1032 amino acids. The transcript is spliced from 23 exons. Gene Ontology annotation, cellular component: axon; plasma membrane. The record is from RefSeq and is a predicted model, not a curated record. Lineage: Eukaryota; Metazoa; Chordata; Actinopteri; Gadiformes; Gadidae. Gene Ontology annotation, molecular function: cell-cell adhesion mediator activity. Gene Ontology annotation, biological process: cell-cell adhesion; brain development; axon guidance.
GAGAGAGAGAGAGAGAGAGAGAGAGAGAGAGAGAGAGAGAGAGACUGACGCAUCACUGGGUGAGUAGACGAGAUUCAGUCCACAGUAUGCAGCCUGCGGAGCGCCACGCGAUCCCCCACUCCUCCCCACACACAAAGCUGUGAGACGCUGAUGGAGACAGUAAGCCCGGUUCCUGAAUGCAUCACAGGCUGGCUGGCUCUGGAGGAGACCGAAGUCCGGCGUGCUUAAAGUAGGCUACGGACACAGGAUUUUUCGCCGAUACCUGCAAGAAGUCGACCAGUGAUGUUGUUUAGUGUCACGUUACGGAUUAAUCUAGAGCAAUAAUCAUCCUUUUGGAGUAAUAUUCAUCUGCAGAAAACCGCAAAAGGAACAAAAGGAUUCCAUACAUCUGUGAUUGGCUGUGAGACUACCCUGACCCUGCAAAAUUGAAGAUGAUGUUGCUAUGGAAACUACUCAUGCUGCACUCACUUAUGGGCUGCCUCGCAGAGAGGGUUGGUGCCGCCGUGCAGAGUCCGGCGUUCAGCAAGCAGCCGGGCAGCAUCGUGUACCCCCUGGACGCCGUGGAGAAGAACCGGGAGGUGAUGUUCAGCUGUGAGGCCCAGGGGAUGCCCCCCGCCCUCUACCGGUGGAAACUGAAUGGCACAGUACUCAGUGUGAAAUCCAGCGGCUCCCACUACAGCCUUUCCGGAGGCAACCUGAGAAUCAGCCGCCUGAACAAGGACCACGAUGCUGGAACCUAUCAGUGCCUCGCCUCCAACUCCUUUGGGACCAUCGUUAGCCGGGAGGCCAGUCUCACAUUUGCAUAUCUAGAAAACUUCAAGACACACAAAAGAGGCUCAGUAUCGGUGCGGGAAGGACAAGGGGUGGUGCUACUGUGCGGACCUCCUCCACACUCAGGAGACCUGAUGUUCUCCUGGAUCUUCAACGAGUACCCCUCGUUCGUGAAGCAGGACCACCGGAGGUUCGUGUCCCAGGAGACGGGGAACCUCUACAUCGCCAAGGUGGAGUUGUCGGACGUGGGGAACUACACCUGCGUGGUGACCAACACCGUCACAAAGACCCGGGUGCAGGGGCCGCCCACACCGCUGGUGCUACGCAGCGACGGUGUGAUGGGCGAAUAUGAGCCAAAGAUAGAAGUGCAGUUUCCAGAGCUGGUCCACGGGGCCAAGGGAUCCACGGUGAAGCUGGAGUGUUUUGCGCUGGGAAACCCUGUGCCCUCCAUCAGCUGGAGACGGGUGGACGGCGUCCCCUUCGCCAGGAAGGUAGACACGCGGAAGGUCAGCGGGGUCCUGGACCUGCCUUACUUCCAGCAGGAGGACGCUGGCACCUACGAGUGUGUGGCCGAGAACUCCCGGGGCCUCAACACUGUGAAGGGGAAGCUCUCUUUCUACGCUCAACCUCAUCUCAUUGAGAAACCCCAAGACGUCCAGAAGUCCAUCGACGACUCGCUGGUGUGGGAGUGCAAGGCGACUGGGAAGCCCAAGCCCUCCUAUAGGUGGAUGAAGAACGGGGAGAACCUGGAGCCCACAGAGGAGCGCGUGCAGGUAGCCAACGGAGCCCUGUCCAUCAGCCGGCUGACCCUGGCUGACGUGGGGAUGUACCAGUGUGUGGCAGGAAACAAGCACGGCGAGGUCUACUCCAACGCAGAACUCCGAGUCAUAGCCGUUGCUCCGGACUUCGGCUCGACCCCGGUGAGGAGCCAGACGCUGGUGAAGGAGGGGGGAGAUGUGCUCAUCGAGUGCAAGCCAAAGAUGUCUCCUUGGGGUAUCAUCUCCUGGAAGAAGACUGCCGAGCCGCUCCGGGAGAGUAACAGAGUUUCCAUCCUGGAAAACGGUAAUCUGCGGAUCUGGAACGCGACCAAAGUGGAUGCCGGCGUUUACACCUGCCUGGCCACGAACCAGUUUGGUGUCGCCAGCAGUUUUGGGAGUGUCACAGUUAAAGAGCCUACAGUGAUUGUCACCCAACCGUCCACCAUGGAUGUCACGGUGGGCGAGAGCGUCAUCCUGCCAUGCCAGGUGACCUAUGACCCCUCGCUGGAGCUCAAGUUCACCUGGUUCUUCAACGAGCAGCUCAUACACUUCGCCAACCAUGGGGGGUACUUUGAAAAAGUGGGCGGACAGCAUUCGGCUGGGGACAUAAUGAUUCGAAACGUGCAGCUGAAGCAUGCUGGGAAGUACACGUGCGCCGUGCAAACCAAGGUGGACAGCAUCUCCAUAGCUGCCGAUCUGGUUGUCAGAGGUCCUCCUGGCCCACCAAACGGCAUCCAUGUGAGUGAGGUCAGUGAAACCACCGUUUCCCUGUCCUGGAGGCCCGGCUCCGACAACCACAGCCCCAUCACAGCCUACACCAUCCAGGCCCGAACGCCCUUCUCCCUGGGUUGGCAAGCAGUCACCACAGUUCCAGAGUCGGUGGGGGGUCGCCAGCUGACAGCCACAGUCACAGAGCUGAACCCCUGGGUGGAGUAUGAGUUCCGGGUGCUGGGCAGCAAUGCGGUGGGCACGGGGGAGCCCAGCAAGCCCUCCAAACAAGCCAGGACAAAGGAGACCUCUCCGAGGGUCACGCCUGCUAAUGUGAGCGGUGGAGGCGGCAGUCGCUCCGAGUUAGUCAUCACAUGGGAGCCCGUGCCGGAGGAGCUCCAGAACGGCCCCGGGUUCGGCUACGUGGUGGCCUUCCGCCCUCACGGCGCUACGGGCUGGAUGCAGGCGGCCGUGCCCUCCCCGGAGGCCUCCCGCUACGUCUUCAAGAACGAGAGCAUCCAGCCCUUCUCCCCCUUCCACGUCAAGGUGGGCGUGUACAACAACGUGGGCGAGGGCCCCUUCGGACCCGUCAGCACCAUCUACUCAGCGGAGGACGAGCCAGGAAGGGCGCCCACCAGGGUGCGUGCCAAGAGCCUGUCUGCCUCGCAGGUGGAGGUCUCGUGGAAAGCCCUGCCCUGGAACGUUAGCAAGCGGAGGCUUCUGGGCUACGAGCUGCGCUAUUGGCCCAGGAGUGAGAAGGAGGAGAGUGCCAGCGUGCAGCGCACCGUGGGGAACCAGACGUCCAGCGUGCUGCGCGGGCUGAGAGGCAGCACGUACUACUACAUCACCGUCAGGGCGUACAACACCGCCGGCACGGGCCCGCCGGGGGGCACAGUCAACGUCACCACCAAGAAACCACCCCCUAGCCAGCCCCCGGCCAAAGUGAUGUGGAACACGUCCAACUCCAAGAUCAUCGUGAACUGGGAGCAGGUCAAGGCCCUGGAGAACGAGUCGGAGGUCACUGGCUAUAAAGUGCUGUACAAGAGGAACCGACACAGCCCCGCCAACGUCAUGGAGACCAACACGACGUCCGUGGAGCUGUCUCUGCCCACCGACGAGGAGUACAUCAUCCAGAUCAAGCCCUUCGGAGAGGGAGGCGAGGGCAGCAGCAGCAGGCAGAUCACCAUCCCCAGGAUAGCAGGUCCCAAUGCCAUUGGCUCAGCGUCCAAAGUCUCCACGCUGUCUGCACUCAGCACAAUAGCGCUGUCGUUCACAGCCCGGACCUCCUUAUGACAGACCAGUGCACCCGGCUGGCUCUGCACCUGACCCGGGAUGGGUGGUGCGUGGUGGGGAGGGUUGGUGAGGAAGGUUGGUGGUGAGGGUAGGGGAAGCUAAUAGCUAAGUAGCCCACUCUGACGUAGUACCUACAUCUCAUUCAUUUGAGUUUUAACGGGCCAAGGGAAAGACAUGGUGGAAAUGAGGAGGGAAACAUCCAAACAUACUCACUCACACACACACACACACACACACACACACACACACACACACACACACACACACACACACACACACACACACACACAGAUACACAUGCACACACACACAAAUCAAAAAGAGGGAUUGAGAUGCUAAGGGAGAGGUAUGUCUUGACUCUUGUUGUUACCAAAGCAGCUUUCAUAACAAAAUAUAAAAAAAACGUUCCAAUGAAGAAAAAAAAGACAACGAAAACAAACGUCCGUCAUUUUGUAUGACAAACAUGGUUGAGCUUUUAUAAAUCUGUUUUCUGUUCAAUCCACUGGACAUUGACUGAGCCCUGCGUGUGUGGCAGGGACGACUGGGACGGAUGUUAAGAUGUGAACAUUGGGCUAGGAGAUCUAAACGGACUGGCCCGGGAGGGGCUGUGAAUGUUAUUUAGAAGUACGCUUCUUCUAAAUUCAAAUCUUUACUUUAUGGUAUGUAUAACUUUCAAGAAUUAGUUCUUGUUUUGUUGUUCAAAUGAAACAUUGCACUUAAGCCAUCCACAUCACAAACACCUAUUUAUUUGUUGUCGUCAAGGUUCAUCACUUAAUGUAAACCUAUUGUUUAAGACCUAUUUUUGUCUCCACGGAGACCGCGAAACUCGGACCCCUCCGUUUCGUUGUAGCGAUUGCACUGGCGACACACCCCAUAUGGUUGCCCCAUGUUUUCUUUCCGCGUAUCUCACCUCUUCUAUUUAACACGUCUUAUUCUGUAACUUAUUUACGACCAUGUUGUUAACCGCCCGCGUCUAGAGCUAUUCUUUGCCUUGUGUGUGCCUCAUCAUACGUUUCAAAAAUCCUCAGGUCCUUAAAGAGCCUUAACUUGUAUGUAUAUCAACUCAAGAGGAAGGAAAUGCAGAGGAAGUCGUUCUCCGUUUCUCUAGAGAGAGAGAGAGAGAGAGAGAGAGAGAGAGAGAGAGAGAGAGAGAGAGAGAGAGAGAGAGAGAGAGAGAGAGAGUAAAGCAACGGCGACGGAGCUGUUUACGUGCUCGCUCGCCCAUGUGUCUAUAUAUAGGUAUUGUACUUGAUAGGGAUUCGGUGGGGCCAGGACUCCUUUGUAUAAUGCUGAGAUUAUCGAAGAUAGAUUGAGCGGCAAUUUUUUUUUGCUGUUUGGCAUGGGUUAUUGGCAAUAUACGAAGCCUGGUACAUUUUUAUGGGUGUGCAAUCUUAAUAAAAAAAAUAUUGCUGCUGACCUGUUGAUUUUCCCAAUAGUUUUCUGUGCCAGCGUUUGGAGCUACUCUGGCGGCCUGCGGGGACAGUCUGUACGUAGCGUGUAGCGUGUAGUUGGGCUGCAUUGUGGGCUACCGGCUACUAAGAAAUGUAAUAUAUGCUGUUUUGUACAACGUGGAAUCAUUUCUAUGAUGAAAAACGACUUGUUUUCUAUGUAAUAGGGCUUUUACAUCAUGCAUUGCAACCUCACAUCGCAAUGACCGCCUCCAGUUUGAAAGCAUAGAAGCAUUGGAAUGUUAGUUAUUAUGUUGGUGAUAAUAAUGUGGGUGUAUUUUUGGUCAUUAUUUGGUGAUUCAUCGUGAAAUGAUUUGUCAUUAUGGGGAGAAAUUGUUUCGUUUUAAAGCGCCACAGCGUUUCUAAUGUGAGACAUGGCAAAAUAAAGUUUUCAUUAGCCUUGGUUCCAGUGUUUCAUAGUUUUAGGGUUUGACAGUGGGCCUUUUAUACUCUCUUGAGUCCUCUCAAUACGACAGAGUAUCGUCAACAAAGAAUCCCAUCAUGCAUCUGGAUGUACAAGCCCUAUAACAUUGUUUCAGGCAGUAGUAGGAGAUGGCGAAUCAGCAUGACUGUACCUUUUCCUCUCUAUCCCUCCAUCUCUCCCUCUCUCUCUCAAUUUCUCUCUCUAUCUCUCUCUCCCUCUUGCUCAAUCUGACCAUGUGGACUGAACUGGCUUCGGCUGACAUGUGAAAAGAUGAACUCUGUUUCUGUAUCUGUGACUGACAGACGGCCGCUCUCCUAUCUGUGCUUCGGUCUCUUGUGUGUGGGGGGGAGGGGGGGGGUGGAGAGAGAGAGUCUUACAGUCUUAGAGGUUCCCCUACAGUCUUAGUCUGAUGCACAUCUGGCCUACAAAUCAUACAUGUGUUCACAUGGAAGGUUCCCUCUGUUACUGUUGGUUGUUUAUACUGUGUUAAUAAAGAUUAUCGAUUUAUA